Molecule: messenger RNA, 4850 nt
Organism: Sphaeroforma arctica JP610
Lineage: Eukaryota; Ichthyosporea; Ichthyophonida
Exons: 7
Coding region: 245-4021 (1258 amino acids)
Biological process (GO): regulation of DNA-templated transcription; chromatin remodeling
Cellular component (GO): chromatin; nucleus
Source: RefSeq, a predicted model, not a curated record
AGUCACGCACUGCACACCCAUGAAUAGGAUACGACACAGAAUAUAACCCCGAAAUAGAGAUUCAGAAGGUUAGGCUCCAGGGUUUACCUUCUCUCGUAAACGGAUGCAGAUGCCUUGGUUCUACACAUAAAAGAAGGUAACUUCGCAACCCCUUCACAUUCGCUGAGCCGAGCUGACUCAGAAGAAACUUGCCGUAUCAAACUCGCGCUCUUUCAGCGGCGAACCGGUCUUUGCGGCAAAAGCUAUGGAGGCCCAUUCGUCUACGCCUGCGAGCACAACUGCGGUGAAGCGAGAGAUUGCAGAUAUCACAGCGUCUAAUGGAACGAGUGUUGCGGAGGCUACGGAUGAUAGGAGCCCUCCCUCUAAACGGCCCAGGACAGACGACAGCGGAACAGAGGCACGCGGACCCCUUCUGAAGAGUGAACCACUUACCAACGGCCAGGGCACAGGUACCGGCAACCCCGGGGACGACGAUGACUACGGCUUGGAUUUGUCCGAAGAUGAAUCCCACGAGAAGGACAAGGAGAAUGCCCAUAGAAAGAAUCAUAGUGGCAAUAGUAAGGGCGUGAACGGGGGGGUUGCGGAGAUUGUGGAUGCCAAGGUGGGGGACAAGGACGAGAAGGCGGAUAUAAAGGACGGCGAGAAGCCGGUCGAUACGGAGGCGAGUGUGAAAGACGAGACGGUGGAGCCGCAACACGCGCAGGACGAUAAGUCGGACGCUAUCACAGACACGCCAAUUGAGGCGAAUGAGGAGAUGGCGGACGAUAGAGAUCGGAGCGAUCGUGUCUCGCAUGCGAACGAAAACGGCGACAACGAAAAUGAGAAUGAGAACGAGGAGGACGCGCAACGAAGUGUGAGUGAGAGCAGUGAGGUAGUGGGAAGCGCAGGUGUGCACAAGUCGCAGGAGAUGGAGACUCAGGGAGAGGAACCGGAAGGUGGAGAAGAUGCAGAGAUAUACGGAGACGGAGAUGAGCACACGGCCAAUGGCGUGUCUAGUGCGGCUCCAUCCGAAAGUCACAUGUCUGAUGGAAACCUUUCGGAUGUGCACACUGACGCGCGGUCGGAUGUACAACCGAGUAUGGAACCCGACCACUUUGAUGAGGACGGCGAUAUCGAUGUGAAGGAGCUAAGGUUCAAGAGUCUGGAUGGCAUCAUGCGCACAUUGUGGAAGAAUGGGGACGCUUGGCCGUUCCAUUUGCCCGUGGACGAUGUGGCGCUGAAGAUCCCGGACUACUAUAAGAUCAUUACCAGGCCAAUGGAUAUGACGCAGAUAAGCAAUAAACUCAAGGAACGAAUAUACGAAAGCGUAGACGCAUUUCAGGACGAUUUCGAACUGAUGUUUCGAAACUGCCGGAUGUACAACAAACCCGAAAGUGAUAUCGCGCGCAUGGUGGGCAACUUAGAGACUGCGUUCCACAAGCAGAUGGAUAAGAUGCCGAGUGAUGCAGAUCUCAUUGCCAAGCAUCGGGUGAAAUUGGAGAAGAAAAACACCAAACGAGCGGUCAAGAAAGCCACCAAGACCCGUACCAAAGGUGCAGCGAGAGCGUUAACGGGUAAAGCCCCGGGUGCGGGUGCCGGGUUGACGGCGAAUAAGAUAUCGGUGAUGAAGCUCAAGGAGAGGCAAACAGAUAAUACGGCGGGACGUGGGGCAAAUACUUCUUUGCCUAUGUCGCGCACACAGUCAGUCGAUUCGUUUGGGGUGCGCAGGACGUCACGGAUGUCUCUGGGGGGGAUAGAGCCGGCGAGCGACAUAAACCUGUACGAGCGAGCGCUGGACAACAGGCCUGCAAGGGAUAGAAGGGCGGUGGUGCCGUUAGUAGCGGAGAUGGAGAUCAAUUUACGGCACAAGCUUACGGUGCAAUUGAAAUACUGUGGGAAGAUUCUUACCGAGUUCCUGCAUAAGAAAUACUACCCCCGAGCGUGGCCGUUUGUGGUGCCCGUUGACCCGGAACUCUUAAUGCUCCCGGACUACUUCAAGAUUAUCAAGAAACCCAUGGACUUGAGCACGAUGCAAAAAAAAUAUGAUAACAGGGAAUAUGCAUCGGCUGAGGAUUUUGCUAACGACAUGCGGCUCAUGUUUGCCAACUGCUACCGGUACAACAAGCCCGGUCAGGAUGUAUAUGAACUGGGCAAGAAGCUCAGCGUUGAUUUUGAGCAACGCUUUGCGCGGAAACCGGACGAGCCCAUCGCCCCACCGAAGACGAGAAAUAAACUAAAACACGCACAAGGCACAUCCCACUCAGUGGGUGGGGGUGCGACGCAUAGGCAACGACAGGAAUAUUACGAGGACGAAUUCGAAGAAGACGAAGACGAAGCGGAAGAGGCGCCGUUCAGGACUCAGGCGGAACUGGACCACGUGGAACAGCUCAGGAAAAUGCAGGAGAUGGUGGCGACGCUGCAGUCGAAUAUCGAGGCGCUGACGCGCACAACCAAUAAACAGGCCUCGUCUACAGGCAGUCGCAGGAGUGGCCCUGCUACCGGUACGGCGGCCAGGAAGGGCAAACAGGCGGCGCCAUCAAGGAAGAGCACGAGCACGAAUAACAGUAAGGUUACCAAUACACACCACGCACCCGCGGCUAUGAAACGCGCCCCGCUGCCCAAGCCACAACCACCGGCCGUGCAGGGAAAGCCCAAAGAGGAUACCAAACCCAUGACGUUCAUGGAGAAGAAAACGUUGAGCUUGAACAUCAAUCGCCUGCCUGGAAGCCGCAUUGCCAAGCUUGUAAGCAUCAUACAGACUUGUAUACCCGAGCUCGCCAACUGCCCGGCGGAGGAGCUCGAGAUAGACAUUGACUCGCUUGAUCCCCUCACUCUGCGUGAGUUGGAGAAGUACGUCAACAGCGCCAUGGCCGAGCCCUCACAGCCGCCCAAGAAACCCGCGGCUAAGCGAGCACCCGCACGUCGUAAAGCAAUCCCCAAGAAACAGGCCCAGGCCUCUGGGUCAGGGUCGCAAGCCCGCGGUAAUGGCGGGGCCCAUCCACCUGCGUCUCGGGGUGCCGGUAGUGGGUAUCUGAGCGAAUCUCAGCGUAUGCGCAGAGGAGGGUCGAGCUCUAGUUCUAGUUCGGAUUCUUCCAGCGGGAGCUCGUCUAGCGAUAGCUCGGGCAGUGAUAGUGAGAGUGAAGCGGAAGUGACUACAUCGUCGAGAAGCCGUGGGACCGGUGGCAAGGGUGGAUCAAGACCUUCAUCGGCCACAGGUACUAAGAGUGGUUCGUUAGGGGCUCCGCAACGGCGUGCGUCCGCCGCCUCUGCGAGUUCGAUGACCAAGCCUGCUACCAGUAACACAUCGCCUGCACCGGGCAUCAAUGCAGGUAUACAGCUGGCACCUGGGCCCCCGCCUAAGCCCAAGGAGAGCAAGCUGCUGCUCGGCGAAGCAGCCCGUACGAGCCAGGCUCCACGUACAAAUGCUCUCAAGAUGGUACCCAGUGCGAGUAAGGCCCAUGGCGUCAAGCCUGGCAGCAAGCCGGCGAUCAAGGUGGGCAACGUGAACGCGUGGUCGUCCCUAGCAACGGGGGGCGGUGGGGUUGCUAGCAGUGGCAACACGCCUAGAGGUACGUCCCCGGCCACAGGGAACUCGCCCGCGUCUCGUAUUGGCAACUCAGUCUCACCGGCGGAUGGUAGUGGUGACCGGUUGAAUGAGUACCGUAAGAAGGCGCUGCUCAAGUCGACCCAGGAGAAGCUGGGCGGCGGGGAGUUGGGGGGUAUGAGUGUCAAAUCAGGUACUAACAUGGCCUUGUCACGCAAUGGAUCCAUGAGCUCGGUUGGUGUGUCUGGGCGAAGCCCCAUAUCGCAUUCAGGCCAAAAUACGAAUACGACUACGAAACAUAGCGGGAGUGCCGACGAGUCUGAUAGUGCUGGCCCGGGCAGAGAUGAGGCGGUGGCGGACGACCAGGACGAUCGGGCCAAGCGACGGGAAGAGGAAAGGCGUAGGCGAGCGCAAGAAGCCAAUCAAGAACAGAGCACGGCAGCCCACGACGCCAUCAGUGGGGAGGCGCUCGAAGAGUCGUUGUUCAUGUUCGGAUAGGUCUCGGCAACACGUGAUGGUGCAUCGCCUGCCAUGGUCUGGCACACAUAGGACUUUGUGUGCAACUGUGGAUAAUACUAUGCUUGUAGUUCAUUUGCAUACUAGAUGGGAGCGGAGAAAUUAUGUGCCGGCAUUCAGUGCGAUCGUGUCCAUGGAUCGCACUUAUCUAUGGCCGAUCGAGUUUAACGCGGAAAGGAGGGGUGCUCGGUAUUGUCUGCGAUUGAAUCUGUGGGCGUGGGCGUAGGCGGAGCCACACACUGAACUCAGGCUCAGAGUCACGUUCAUUCGAGUGGCUGUCUCUAAGAAGGGGAUCUCGAGGCUUCGCUCUGAAUGCGCACUAUACAAAAUAGUUGUGUUGGGCAUAUGGACCGGCAUGAUGACAAUGGGCCUAUACAUCGCGAGUCGGCAUAUAGUACGGCCGGACUGCUUGGCAGAUGGAUCGUGCUGCAUAUCUAUCUGUACAUAUUAUUAAGAGAUAUACACACGUUUGCAUCGCCGGCAUCGACCGACUGUACACAACACCCACCCUCGCACUAUAUGCGAGUGGUGAAUGGCCGUCUUCGCCGCAUUCGUGUAUGCUGCCGAUUGGCCGAUGGGUCGGAUUGUUGCGCGUAUGCUGUUGUCCAAACUCUCUCGGUUUCGCUGCACAACGAGAUGUAUUACAAUAAAUUCAAAUCCCUGAACCCGCUUGUAUUUUGUGAUCAGUGUGUGGGUACAUAUGAGUGACAUGAUAAUUUACUUGCUCGAUCGCCUUUUGGGUUCAGCCAGCGCUCCGCAUGCAUACUAGCUUGCAAGUUUACCGUUUGAAUUGAAGAUGCAGCAUAUUCCU